AUUUGAUGUAUUUACUUUUUUUUUAUUCUCCUCUCUUUUUUUUCAUCUUAACUGCAUCUUAUCCAUUCUUUCAACUCACAUCAACAAAACUUUGCACAAUGUCUCUGGCUCCAGUGCAGAUCUUCCAGGAUAACGCGACCGAGGAGCGCGCCGAGAAUGCUCGUUUGUCCUCUUUCAUCGGCGCCAUUGCUGUUGGUGAUUUGGUCAAGAGCACUCUUGGACCCAAAGGAAUGGACAAGAUUCUUCAAUCUGCUUCCACAGGAGAGGUCAUGGUGACGAACGAUGGCGCGACUAUUUUGAAAUCAAUCUCUCUCGAUAACGCUGCUGCUAAAGUGUUGGUCAAUAUUUCCAAAGUCCAGGAUGAUGAAGUAGGCGAUGGCACGACCUCUGUCUGUGUCCUUGCUGCAGAAUUACUUAGGGAGGCAGAGAAGCUGAUCAGCCAAAAGAUUCAUCCUCAGACCAUCAUCGAGGGAUUCCGUAUUGCGAGCGCAGCGGCCUACAAGGCUCUGGAAGAGUCUGCAGUAGAUCAUAGCAAGGACCCUGAGGUGUUCAGAAAGGAUCUGAUCAACAUUGCUAGGACUACAUUGAGUUCCAAGGUGCUCUCGCAGGAUAAGGAGUAUUUCUCUAAAUUGGCUGUGGAUGCGGUAUUGAGAUUGAAGGGCAGCACCAACCUUGAGAAUAUUCAGAUCAUCAAGAAGGUCGGAGGUCGUCUUGCAGAUUCUUAUUUGGAUGAAGGUUUCAUUCUUGACAAGAAGAUCGGUGUCAACCAGCCCAAGAGGAUUGAGAACGCUACCAUUAUGAUUGCAAACACCCCUAUGGACACAGAUAAAAUCAAGAUUUUUGGUGCUCGUAUCCGUGUAGAGGGUACUGGCAAGUUGGAAGAGUUGGAGCGUGCAGAGCGUGAAAAGAUGCGCGCCAAGGUCGACAAGAUCAAGGACCAUGGAAUUACCUGCUUCGUCAACAGACAGCUUAUCUAUAACUGGCCUGAGCAGUUGUUUGCCGAUGCUGGAAUCAUGUCGAUCGAGCACGCUGACUUUGAUGGAGUGGAACGUCUGGCUCUUGUAACUGGAGGAGAGAUCACCUCGACCUUUGACCAUCCUGAACUCGUUCGUCUUGGACACUGUGAUGUCAUUGAAGAGAUCAUUAUUGGAGAGGACAGAUUGAUCAAAUUCUCGGGUGUUGCUGCAGGUGAAGCUUGCACAGUUGUUCUUCGUGGCGCAACCCAUCAACUUCUGGAUGAGUCUGAGCGUUCGCUUCAUGAUGCUCUUAGUGUGUUGUCACAGACGACUCAGGAGCCCAGGACUGUUCUUGGAGGAGGAUGCUCUGAGGUUUUGAUGUCGAAGGCUGUGGAUGAGGUUGCAGCCAAGACGGCUGGUAAGCAGCAGGCGGCAAUUGAGGCCUUCUCACGUGCUCUUCGUCAGAUGCCUACUAUCUUGGCUGAUAACGGAGGAUAUGAUAGCGCAGAUUUGGUGGCCAAGUUGAGAGCUUCGCACUAUGAUGGUAACACUACCCACGGUCUCGAUAUGGAGCAUGGCACAAUCGGUGAUAUGCGUGAGUUGGGUAUCACAGAGUCGUUCAAGUUGAAGCGUCAGGUAUUAUUGUCGGCUUCUGAAGCUGCUGAGAUGAUCUUGAGAGUCGACAACAUUAUUCGCUGCGCACCAAGGCAAAGACAGGGAUAAAUGUGAGGAACUAAACGUAGGAAUUAAAAUAGGAUCGACUGAAUAAAUAAAACUACAGACAUUGAGCGUUACAG
Molecule: messenger RNA, 1753 nt
Organism: Lobosporangium transversale
Lineage: Eukaryota; Fungi; Mortierellomycota; Mortierellomycetes; Mortierellales; Mortierellaceae
Product: T-complex protein 1 subunit beta
Exons: 7
Coding region: 6-1679 (557 amino acids)
Biological process (GO): protein folding
Cellular component (GO): cytosol; chaperonin-containing T-complex
Molecular function (GO): ATP hydrolysis activity; ATP binding; ATP-dependent protein folding chaperone
Source: RefSeq, a predicted model, not a curated record